CCAACAUGACCGGAAGUAAGAUACACGUCGAGAAUCCUGUAGUUGAGCUCGAUGGUGACGAGAUGACGAGGAUUAUUUGGGCCUGGAUCAAGGAGAAGCUCAUCCUACCUUAUCUUGAUAUUGAUAUCAAAUACUAUGAUCUAUCUAUCGAGCAUCGUGAUGCUACUGAUGAUCAAGUUACUGUUGAUGCGGCUAAUGCUAUUAAAGAGUAUAAUGUUGGUAUCAAGUGUGCUACUAUCACACCAGAUGAGGCCCGUGUGAAGGAGUUCAACUUGAAGAAGAUGUGGAGGUCUCCCAAUGGUACCAUCAGGAACAUCCUCGACGGCACCAUCUUCCGAGCACCAAUCCUCUGCAAGAACGUACCCAGAUUGGUUCCUGGUUGGACCGAGCAGAUAAUCAUCGGUCGUCAUGGUCAUGGUGAUCAGUACAAGGCGACUGAUGCUGUUGCCGGUCCUGGUAAGUUCACAGUUACUUAUACUCCGGCUGGUGCGAGUGAGCCUGUGACCCAACAAGUGUUCGAGUUCAAGGAUGGUGGAGGAGUCCUUAUGGGCAUGUACAAUACUGACAAGUCAAUCUAUGGUUUUGCUCGUUCCUGUUUCAUCUACGCCCUCGACAUGAAGAUGCCACUUUACCUUUCUACUAAGAAUACCAUCCUCAAGAAGUAUGAUGGCCGGUUCAAAGACAUUUUCCAGGAGAUGUACGAUAAGGAGUAUAAGGUCAAGUUCGAGGAGGUCGGCAUUUGGUAUGAGCAUAGGCUUAUCGACGAUAUGGUGGCCCAGGCGAUCAAGUCGUCUGGUGGUUUCGUUUGGGCCUGUAAGAACUACGAUGGUGAUGUCCAGUCGGAUAUCGUCGCUCAAGGAUAUGGUUCAUUGGGGAUGAUGACGUCAGUUCUGGUCUGUCCCGACGGUAAGACCAUCGAGGCCGAGGCUGCUCAUGGUACCGUCACUCGGCACUAUCGUCAACAUCAGAAGGGUCUCAAGACGUCUACUAACCCCAUUGCUUCCAUCUUCGCCUGGACUCGAGGCUUGUCCCAUCGUGCCAAGCUGGAUGGUAACGAGCAGUUGGCUCGCUUCAGUCAAGCUCUCGAGCACGUCUGCGUUGAGACCGUCGAGAGUGGUGCUAUGACGAAGGACUUGGCCUUAUGCGUUUACGGUUGCAGCCCAAGCGAGCUCAGAGAGGAACAGUACCUUACUUCUGAAGAUUUCAUGGAUAUUUUAGCUAGGAACCUCGAGCGGAAGAUGGAUACCUUCCAGUGAUUAUAGCAGUAUGAUCUACUGUGGACGAGAGCAUAUGUCGGUCAAGUCUGUUGGUUCAAUUUUUUUGUUACAUUUGACGGUUUUUUCAAGGGGCAUCCGUGACCUGU
Molecule: messenger RNA, 1363 nt
Organism: Perkinsus marinus ATCC 50983
Lineage: Eukaryota; Perkinsozoa; Perkinsida; Perkinsidae
Product: isocitrate dehydrogenase, putative
Exons: 1
Coding region: 6-1256 (416 amino acids)
Biological process (GO): isocitrate metabolic process
Molecular function (GO): NAD binding; magnesium ion binding; isocitrate dehydrogenase (NADP+) activity
Source: RefSeq, a predicted model, not a curated record